GGCAGUGGCGGGAGCAGCCUCGCUCUGGUCCCUGCGGCUGGCGGCCGAGCCGUGUGUCUCCUCCUCCGCCGCCGCCAUAUUGUCUGUGUGAGGAGAGGGGAGCGCGGCCGCUAGCGCUGCCGCUUCCACCACAGUUUGAAGAAAACAGUUCUGAAACAAAGUCUUCGCCCACCCCACAGCUGCCUCUGAACACAGUGACUGCCAGAUCUCCAAACAUCAAGUUCAGCUUUGUUCGCCAACCUGUCUGACAUGUCGGGACCCGUGCCAAGCAGGGCCAGAGUUUACACAGAUGUUAAUACGCACAGACCCCGAGAGUACUGGGAUUACGAGUCACAUGUGGUGGAAUGGGGAAAUCAAGAUGACUACCAACUGGUUCGAAAAUUAGGCCGGGGUAAAUAUAGUGAAGUAUUUGAAGCCAUCAACAUCACAAAUAAUGAAAAAGUUGUUGUUAAAAUUCUCAAGCCAGUAAAGAAGAAGAAAAUUAAGCGUGAAAUAAAGAUUUUGGAGAAUUUGCGAGGCGGUCCCAACAUCAUCACACUAGCAGACAUUGUAAAAGACCCUGUGUCACGAACUCCCGCCUUGGUUUUUGAACAUGUAAACAACACAGACUUCAAGCAAUUAUACCAGACGUUAACAGACUAUGAUAUUCGGUUUUACAUGUAUGAGAUUCUGAAGGCCCUGGAUUAUUGUCAUAGCAUGGGAAUUAUGCACAGAGAUGUGAAGCCCCAUAAUGUCAUGAUUGAUCAUGAGCACAGAAAGCUACGGCUAAUAGACUGGGGUUUAGCUGAGUUUUACCAUCCUGGCCAAGAAUAUAAUGUCCGAGUUGCUUCUCGAUACUUCAAAGGUCCUGAGCUACUUGUAGACUAUCAGAUGUACGAUUAUAGUUUGGAUAUGUGGAGCUUGGGCUGUAUGCUGGCAAGUAUGAUUUUUCGGAAGGAGCCAUUUUUUCAUGGACAUGACAAUUAUGAUCAGUUGGUGAGGAUAGCCAAGGUUCUGGGGACAGAAGAUUUAUAUGACUAUAUUGACAAAUACAACAUUGAAUUAGAUCCACGUUUCAAUGAUAUCUUGGGCAGACACUCCCGUAAGCGAUGGGAACGCUUUGUCCACAGUGAAAACCAGCACCUUGUCAGCCCUGAGGCCUUGGAUUUCCUGGACAAGCUGCUGCGAUACGACCACCAGUCACGGCUCACCGCAAGAGAAGCCAUGGAACACCCCUAUUUCUACACUGUUGUGAAGGACCAGGCUCGAAUGGGCUCAUCUAACAUGCCAGGAGGCAGUACGCCUGUCAGCAGCGCCAAUAUGAUGACAGGGAUUUCUUCAGUGCCAACCCCUUCACCCCUCGGACCUCUGGCAGGCUCACCAGUGAUUGCUGCUGCCAACCCCUUGGGAUGCCUGUUCCGGCUGCCGCUGGCGCUCAGCAGUAAUGGCCCCUUCUGUCUCCUGAUGCCUGAGCAGAGGUGGGGAGGAGGGUUGUUGUAAAUCAAGACUUCACAUCCUACCUUUGUAGCUCAGAGAAUCUAGGUGUAGCAGAGGCUGAUGUGAGGAGCUGCAGACAGCUGAACCUCCUAACACGCAUCAGACCUUGCAAGAAACUGAAGGUAAAUGCAGAGGACUCUGAAAUGCCACCCAAGAGCCUUUUAAAAGAAACAAACUUUUUAAAAAUGCUAAUUAAGGAGUCACUGCAAAAGCAUGAAAAAAAGACCCAAUUGGGUGGGUGGGGGGCAAGGGUUUACAGAGUAACAACUUCUUUGUUGUAAAUUACCUCAUCUGUAUACCUUGUAUUGGGACACUUUAUUUCUCAGCACUACCUGUGUCUGCAUUGAUCAGAUUGCAGGAGAUGGAAUGCCAAUAUAAGACAGUUGUGUUGGCAAUUACUCUGAAAGGUUUUUUAGUAUUUUUAAACUUUGUUUGAAGUGGGCUCCCCCUCUCCCCAUUUUUUUUUUAAGUUUGAAGUCAGAAGUUCCCCCUCUCCCCCUUGAUUUAUUGGUUGUAAUUGUAUUGUAAUUGGUAUAACUAAAACAUAACUGUGCUGGGAAGAAGUUGUGCCAUGAAGGUCUUUAAAUUUUUUUUUAAUAAAAACAUUUAAACAAAUGAAAUGUC
Messenger RNA from Eptesicus fuscus (big brown bat), 2100 nucleotides. It is a transcript of the gene CSNK2A1, whose product is annotated as casein kinase 2 alpha 1. Gene Ontology annotation, molecular function: ATP binding; protein serine/threonine kinase activity. Gene Ontology annotation, biological process: protein phosphorylation. Gene Ontology annotation, cellular component: protein kinase CK2 complex; cytosol; nucleus. The record is from RefSeq and is a predicted model, not a curated record. Lineage: Eukaryota; Metazoa; Chordata; Mammalia; Chiroptera; Vespertilionidae.